Molecule: messenger RNA, 1302 nt
Organism: Aptenodytes forsteri (emperor penguin)
Lineage: Eukaryota; Metazoa; Chordata; Aves; Sphenisciformes; Spheniscidae
Gene: LFNG
Product: LFNG O-fucosylpeptide 3-beta-N-acetylglucosaminyltransferase
Exons: 8
Coding region: 219-929 (236 amino acids)
Biological process (GO): regulation of Notch signaling pathway
Cellular component (GO): membrane
Molecular function (GO): O-fucosylpeptide 3-beta-N-acetylglucosaminyltransferase activity
Source: RefSeq, a predicted model, not a curated record
GCGCAGGGUCCCCCCGGUCUUCGCAGCUUCGCCGACUACUUCGGGCGGCUGAGCCCGAGCCCGGGGGAGCUGCCCGCCGCUCCGCCGAGCCCCCCCCCGGCCCCCGGCCGCGGAGAUCUCCCCCCCCCCCCGGCUCACUCCCCGUCAAGACCACCAAGAAGUUUCACAAGGCGCGGCUGGAGCUGCUGCUCGACACCUGGAUCUCUCGCAACCGCGACAUGACCUUCAUCUUCACGGACGGGGAGGAUGAGGAGCUGAAGAAGCAAGCACGAAACGUCAUCAACACCAACUGCUCAGCCGCCCACAGCCGCCAGGCCCUGUCCUGCAAGAUGGCCGUGGAGUACGACAAGUUCAUUGAGUCCGGCAGAAAGUGGUUCUGCCAUGUGGACGAUGACAACUACGUGAACGUGCGGACGCUGGUGAAGCUGCUCUCCAGCUACCCCCACACGCAGGACAUCUACAUCGGGAAGCCCAGCCUGGACCGGCCCAUCCAGGCUACGGAGAGGAUCAGCGAGAACAAGAUGCACCCUGUGCAUUUCUGGUUUGCCACGGGCGGAGCGGGGUUUUGUAUCAGCCGGGGGCUGGCGCUGAAGAUGAGCCCGUGGGCCAGCGGGGGCCACUUCAUGAGCACAGCGGAGAAGAUCCGCCUGCCCGACGACUGCACCAUCGGCUACAUCAUCGAGUCUGUGCUGGGGGUGAAGCUCAUCCGGAGCAACCUCUUCCACUCGCACCUGGAGAACCUCCACCAGGUGCCCAAGACGGAGAUCCACAAACAGGUGACACUAAGCUACGGCAUGUUUGAAAACAAGCGCAACUCCAUCCACAUGAAAGGAGCCUUCUCUGUCGAGGAGGACCCAUCCAGGUUUCGCUCCGUGCACUGCCUGCUGUACCCUGACACGCCGUGGUGCCCCGCCAAUGUGGUUUACUAGGAGACGCGUGUCCCCUCCAACCUCGUCCCGAAUUUCCCCGGUAUCCGACGGGUGUGCGGGACCUGCGUGCGGGUGUGUCGGUCCAGCCUCGCCGUGAGGCGGACGGACGGACAGACGUCGUUGCUGUGGUAUUGCACAGUGUGUGUGUACUGAAGGCUGCUGUGCGGCCCCUUGUCCCCUGCCCUGCCUGCCCUGCCUGCCCGGCUGCCCAUGCCCGCUGCCUGCUCCGGCCGGGACAGUGGAGAGGGAUGGGUCCUGAGCACUUAACCGUUGGGCACCCCCGCAGCGCUGGCGGGCCCCACGCCAUGCGUGGGGAGUGACCGCAGGCGCUGUGCGGCUCUGCCUCCCCCGGGCUUGCUUCUCCUUUUUUUUU